GCAGAUAAUUGUGGGGACACAAGGCGAUCUGAGAACCAUGACGGAUUACGAAGAAAUAUACGAAGGUAACGGAGAAGAUGUUCAAACCUUCGCCGCUGGAGAUUCUUCACCACCGGCCGCUGCUAACGGCGGCGGCGCCACCGAAGAGUUUAGUGAUUCCAAGUCACAGCGUGGUUCUCGUGACUAUGAAAGAGAGUCCUCAAAAAGCAGGUCAAAGGACAGGGAGAGAGGGCGUGAUAAAGACAGUGAUAGGGACAGGGAGAGGGACAGAGACAAAGAUAGGGAAAGAAGCAGAGGUAGAGACAGGGAAAGAAGUAGAGACCGGGACAGGGAAAAAAGCCGAGACCGGGACAGGGAAAGAGAUCGUGAUCGACAUAGGGACCGUCACAGGGAACGGAGUGAGAGAAGGGAAAGGGGAGGAGAUAGAGAUGACGAUGACUAUCACAGGAGUCGCGAUUAUGACAGGCGGAGAGAUAGAGAUGAUAGACGUAGUAGACAUAGAUCCCGUUCUCGCUCAAGAGCUAAAUCUGAACAUAGAUCAAGGUCGCGGUCUCGUUCACGCUCCAAAAGCAAAAGAGUUAGUGGCUUUGAUAUGGCCCCUCCAGCUUCUGCAAUCUUGGCUGGUGCUGCUGCUGUUACCGCAGUGUGGAAAGGUCGUACCAAAAUGCAUGGUGUUAUUUUGGCAAUGUUGGGCUACUAGCCCCACUGUGCUGAGAAUGGGUGUGAGCCGCUUAUUUGUACAAGGAAGAAUCAGUGCAAUGGUCAGGUUCCUGGGCCCACCCCAGCCAUUCCUGGAAUGUUUCAGAACAUGUUUCCGUUGGCGAGUGGCCAGUUUGGAGGUCUUCCUGUUAUGCCAGUUCAAGCAAUGACUCAGCAGGCCACGAGACACGCAAGGCGGGUUUAUGUUGGUGGACUUUCACCAACUGCUAAUGAACAGACUGUGGCAACCUUUUUCAGCCAUGUUAUGUCUGCAAUUGGUGGAAAUACUGCGGGUCCAGGUGAUGCUGUUGUCAAUGUAUAUAUUAAUCAUGAAAAGAAGUUUGCUUUUGUGGAGAUGAGAUCCGUCGAGGAGGCCAGUAAUGCAAUGGCCUUGGAUGGCAUUAUAUUUGAGGGUGCGCCUGUGAAGGUUAGGAGACCAAGUGAUUACAAUCCCUCACUAGCUGCUACUCUUGGUCCAAGUCAACCUAAUCCUAACCUAAAUCUGGGUGCUGUUGGGCUAAACCCUGGUUCAGCUGGUGGGCUCGAGGGCCCUGACCGCAUCUUUGUCGGUGGGCUUCCUUACUAUUUCACUGAGGCUCAGGUUAGGGAGCUACUGGAGUCUUUUGGGGCUCUUCGAGGAUUUGAUCUUGUCAAAGACAGAGAAACGGGCAACUCAAAAGGUUAUGCAUUUUGUGUAUAUCAAGAUUUAUCUGUCACCGAUAUUGCUUGUGCAGCUCUUAAUGGUAUCAAAAUGGGUGACAAAACCCUCACGGUUAGACGGGCUAACCAAGGUCAAAUUCAACCCAAGCCUGAACAAGAAAGCGUACUCUUACAUGCGCAACAACAAAUCGCAUUGCAGAGAAUGAUGUUGCAACCUGGGGCAAUUGGCACACCUCCUACCAGGGUUCUAUCUUUGACACAAGUGGUAACUGAAGAAGAGCUGAUAAACGAUGAGGAUUAUGAAGAUAUCUUGGAAGACAUGAAAAUAGAAUGUGGAAAAUUCGGUAGUUUAUUCAACGUGGUGAUCCCACGCCCAAAUCCUAACGGUGAACCUGUAGCAGGAGUUGGCAAGGUUUUCUUGGAGUAUGCAGACACAGAAAGUUCAACGAAAGCUCGGGCAGGAUUGAAUGGAAGGAAGUUUGGCGGGAAUCAAGUGGUGGCGAGUUUUUACCCGGAGAAUAAGUUCAAUCAAGGAGAGUAUGAUGGAUAACCAAGCAUCUCUAGUCUUUGCUUGUAUUACUAUCGUAAUAAUAGUCUUCCUCUUUUUAAUAUGCUAUAACAUAGUGGUUUCUUUUUAUUAUGUUAGAGAACAUAUAGGUGUGUGAUAUCUGUUUUGGAUGUUUUGUUUGAAUCUGUGCUAUGUAUCUUGCUUUUGUUUCUU
Helianthus annuus (common sunflower) is the source of this 2080-nucleotide messenger RNA. Its product is annotated as splicing factor U2af large subunit B. NCBI's taxonomy places the organism in Eukaryota, Viridiplantae, Streptophyta, Magnoliopsida, Asterales, Asteraceae. Bases 797 to 1909 code for a protein of 370 amino acids. The transcript is spliced from 15 exons. Gene Ontology annotation, cellular component: nuclear speck; U2-type prespliceosome; nucleus. Gene Ontology annotation, biological process: mRNA processing. Gene Ontology annotation, molecular function: pre-mRNA 3'-splice site binding; poly-pyrimidine tract binding. The record is from RefSeq and is a predicted model, not a curated record.